Messenger RNA from Cinara cedri, 25475 nucleotides. The record is from the annotation of a GenBank genome assembly. NCBI's taxonomy places the organism in Eukaryota, Metazoa, Arthropoda, Insecta, Hemiptera, Aphididae.
CGAGUCAAUCGUUCCCGACGGACCGAGGACCGAAGACCUAUAAAAGACCAGAAGAAGAACUCCGGCGGAAGCCGACCUGACUUAACCGUACCCGCGGACCUGACGAUUUUUAACGUUCCCUCGUCGCCCGCUUGCAAAGUCCACUCGUAUACGGGCCGCCGCCGAUAUAUCACCUAACCUUGGCGGUUUUUCGGUUAAAUCGCUCCCGUGCUCAGCAACCGCUGUCGCGUAUAAUUAAUUCGGAAAUUUCGAAAUCGUUUUCCAAAGGGGUCUGUAACGUCUUCUUAUAAAAAAAAAAACCCUAGUAUUUUUCGAUCCCGGCCGCGAUUUCCGUUGGAUUUUCGUUUCAACCGUUCAGAUCUCCGAUUCUUGUCCGCUGCCCGUAACCGCUAUCGUAGUCAUGAGGUUCGCGUUGAUCGGAUUCCUGGUGCUGGUGAUGGGUGUGGUCGUCAAGGCGCACAUGCACUUCAUCAGGCUGGCCCUGAUCGCGGCCAUGGGACUGAUGGGCAUGUGGAUGAUGCACAAGCUCGCCCAGGACUGGCACAAGAUAAGCACAGCCAACAGGCCGGCAAUGAUGGCGGGGAAACUCUUGGGACUCUGGAAGAGGUCCAUACCCGAGACGGUGAGUUUAUAUUAUACUGCACAUCACGCGUAUGCAUUACAAUAAUAUUCGUAAUGAAAUAUUGAUGAUCCUAGCCGAUGAUAUUUCAAUAAUUACGUAAUAUAAAAUCAUGCUAAUACCGGCACGUAAUAAAAAAACAAGCGCCUACAUAAUAUUUCCGGGUGAAUCAGUACUGACCGAAUUACGAAUGAAAAUUGGGCGGGUUUUAAACUCAGAAUUUACAGGGAGAGAGCUAUCUAUUUAUUUUAGUGAGAUGAGAUUAUUUUUGUUUUUCUCGGAAAACACUUUUUCGAUUAUAGUAAAAACGUUUCGAUUUUUUCACUACGCAGUAACUUAGAAUACGCGGGUUUUCCGCCUGCGGAUGACGGUACUUUAUUUAAAACAUUCCCCCUCCCCAAGAAAAUAAAAAUUACAAUAAAUGUCCAUACACGAGGUUUGUUAUAGCUACACGGGAACAAAACCACAAUCAAUACACUAGGUGUGCCGCGGUCAUUUGAAAUUUUUUUUCCUUAAACCGGUUACGGUGAUCCACUCGUUAAGUACUAAGUCAUAACUCUUUUGAUUAUGAUUCGUUUGAAUUUUGUUAUUAGUUUUAAUUUUGUGCAAAAACUUAAACAAUGACAAAAAAAAAGUCACAGUGUGACAUGAUCAAAAAAAGUCUGAGGACCCCUGCUAUAUGUAUAUUACCUUACCUACUUGUUUACCGAGUUUCGUGCAGAAUCGAUUUUCUUUUAAAUUUCAACUAACCUCGGAUAGAUAUUUUGAUGGCACCGGUACGAUAAGGCAUUAUCAAAAGAAUUAUAGUAUUUCAACCCAAGAGACGAUUGAUACCAACAACGCUUAUUAUUUUAGCGUAAUAUCAAAAUUGAUACCGAAAAUUACCCGGAUUUCGAUAUUCGAUGUUGUCUGAAGUAUCGGAGGUGUCGUGUUAGCAGAGCCCUACUUAAGAAUUUUGUGGCCCGGGAUCUAAUUUUUUGAUGGGGCCCUUAUAUUAAAUUAUAAAUUAAGUUUUCUUUAUUUCCGUAACUAAACAAUCAAUUAUAUUAUAAAAAGUUUAAAAGCGUGGAAUGUAUUGAUUUUACAAUCAUGUUUAUUUUCUCGUUUUUGUGGAUAACUUUUCUAUGAGCAAUUUCGCUCCAAUUUUCAAGUAUAAACCUUUUUCUGAAAAAAAAUCUGACUAAGGUGGUACUUUACGGAGGUCAAUUUUUUUCCAGGAGUUUUCCCAUUAUAUGGGAAAACAUGGUAGAAACAGGGAAAACACGACAAAAUAGAAACGAUAUUAAACAAAUAUGUAGUAAUGUAUGUAUGCAAUUAUUUUACCAUAAUUUGACAUAUAUAUUAUACUGUUGACAAAGCAACACUAUUAACUGAACUCCGGUCAGAAUAGUUUUUCGUUAGCCAUGGCUAAUCGUUUUGUACAGAUAUACAUUAAAUUUCCCCUCUAUAACUUUUCUAACUUUUCACCUACAACAGUGGCCCUCUCACGUGGCAAAGUAUAUCCGUCUUUUUUAUUUCACAAAUAUUUGAAUUAUUAUUUCUUACUCGUUUUUCCUUUUCAUCAGUGUAAGAUAUGAAAUGUUUGUUAAUAAUUAAUUUGUUUUUUUUUUUCAAAAUGUACGAUUUCCCAAUUUUAUCUUUGAACAUUAUUUUGUCGACUACUGAUUAAAUAACAAUUUAGAAUUCUGUCAUAAGUGGUGUUUUUAGUAAAUAUUUCGUGCUUAAUAAACAUAAACAAAAAUAAUUUCAAAAUGAAAUUAAUGUAUACAAGGGCCCCUUAUUAUGUUGGGGCCCGGGGUUGCAGGGGGGCUUGCCCCCUAAGUAGCGCUCUGCGGGUAUCGGAUCCUUGUUUAAAAUCGAAAUGCAAUAAUUGUGGUCGAAAUUUACUAAAUAAACGUUACGCGGUCAAACGAAAGUACUUUUUCUUGCAUAUAAAAAAAGAAAAAUAAAGAAAAAUGUUUCACAUUUUGACGAAUAGCGACGAAUACGCGUAUUUAAAAUGACAUACACAGGGUGGGGGCGAUCCCUUCACAACCCCUCCCCACCGUAAAAUAUUAUUAUUUAUAAUUAUAUUAUUUAUAAUUAUAUUAUUUUCAAUAACCGCAAUAACAUAAAUAAAACGUACCGCGUUAAGUCACGAAAAGUCACUUUUAAUUUCCGGUCAGGCGAUUUGGGGACGAGCAAUUAGAAAAAUAAAAAAAUCGCAUAAUAAUAAUAGUGAUAACCGACAAAAGAAAAAAAAAAAACCGUACGAUACGAUAGGUAAUAAUAUUAAUUGUUAUUAAAAUAAAUUAUCCGAGUGCAGUGUAUAAUAAUAAUGAUGGAGACGAGCAAAAAAAAAGAAACGCGGUCCCCUUAACGUCACGCCGCCGGUUCGCGGGGCCAUUGAAAUAAUGUAUUAAAAACGACGCGGCGAAGGUCGGGGUUUAUAUAUUUUUUUUUUUUUUUGCAAAUUUUUUCUUUUUUUCAACACGUUCGCGGCUCGUUUCCUAUUAUACGCGUCAUAGUACGGUAACGGACGGCUAAACGGAACCGUGCACGUUAUCGCAAAUGCACAGAUACGCGUAAUAUAUUACUAUAAUAACGCGUUUGCAAUACCUCGUCGCACACAAUAUUAUAAUAACAUAUAGUUGUACAUUCGUACGAACCCCGACCUGAAUAAUAUCGCACAAAACAUGUAAAAUCCGUACGUAUUUUUUUUAUUUUUUUUCUGUUCGCAAUAUACAAAACGAAAAUUAAAUACAAACACGUUCGGGAACGUAUACAUACAUAUAUAUAUAUAUAUAUAUAUAUAUAUUGUAUAGCGUAUGUGCCUACUAAAUAUUAUAAUAAUGUGACGGCGACGAACGGGGAUUUUUAUUAUUAUUAUUAUUAUUAUAUUUUUUUUUUCUUUAAGGACAUUUUUAAUGAGAUCCUUAUACGCGCGCGCGUAUCGCCGUAUGCGUAGGUACACUUUUGAGUUUUGACGAGUCCGACGACGACGACGUCAUAUACAAUAUAUUUUACAUUACAAUAGACAUUUUGCGAGCACAGCGCAAAAUUAGUGACAAUUAUAUAAACAUACAGGGUGAUCGAACCGGUCACAGACCAGCGAUUCUCUAGCAGUGUUUUAGAGUGAAUUUGAAUUUUUUUUUUUUGGGGGGGGUUUCUAAAAAAAAUUGCGUAUUACGUCUUUAUUUCAAUGAUAUUUUCCAUUUAUCGGCCCCAGUUCUUAGAAUACCCGAAACGAGUAUGCACUUUGGAUUUUUAAUCCCCUCUUUUGAACACUGAUUCAAGCAGAGGAUAUUUUGCUUUUUACAGAUUUUGGUGGGCAUAACGCUAUUACGAAAAUCUGUAGAAAAGUGUCCUUUAUUUGAAUCAGCCGUGUUCAAAAGUGGGAAGGUGUAUAUCUGUUUGUAAACCCCCAAGUAUAAAGAGCAGGAGCUAAACAAUUUAAGACAUUGUUAAAAUAAAGAUUACAUGAUUCUAUUAAAAAAAAAAAAAAAAAAAAAAAACAGAAAUCAAAAUCAGUUAAAAUUGUUCGAGAAAAUCGCUGGUUUAUGUUAAUUGAAUCAUCCUGUAUAUGUGUAUAUCUGUACACAUAAAUCGGGCAGGUUCGCCGCCAUUGUUAUUUCGCGCGUUUUUGUUUUAGUUUCAUUUUCGAUACAAUAAAAUAGAAAAUAAUAUUAUAAUAGGUAAGAGCUUAGGCACGAUACCACUUGCAAUUCGACUGUAAAGCAGUUUUACGCGAGAAAAAGCUGUACACGGCCUAAUAAUAUUAGGAAAAUAUUGAAUUUUCACCGUAUAAAAAAGGAGAAUUUAAAAUACAAUGGGAUGCCGGUUUUCGAGCCUCAGAGAAAAAUAAAAUAAGUUAUUAUUGUUCUAAAAUCAGAUCGUUUUAAGUUUUUUUGUAUUCGAACAACUUAUUUUGUUACAAAAUGCAGGUCAACAUUUAUUUUUCAAGAUGAAAAUUUCGUUUUUGAAUUAAUUUUAUAUAUAUUGUAGACUCCGUAAACAUUUUUGUUAACAUCACGACUAUCGUAAUAAAAAUGUAUAAUGAUAAUCUCCGGGCAAUUAUUGCAAAUGUAUUUUAAUAAUUUUUUUUAACUGUGAACAACUUUUUUAACAGAUCUUUGCUCCGAUUUUCAAGUGUAAAACUUUUUUUUAAAGGAAAUCUAACCUGGGUGGUUCUUUUAUAGAGACAUUUUUUUGAUUUUCCCCAGGGUUUUCAUAAUAAAAUGGGAAAAAACGUAGAAAAAACGGAAAAAAUUUACGAAAUGAAUUAUUGCCAAACCGUAAAUACGGUCUUUUAGAACUUGUACCUAUGACCAAACCCCACUCACUCCACUUAAGAUCGUUUUUCAUUAGUAAAGAUUAAUCGUUGCGUACAGAUAUACCCUGAAUUUCUCCUCUACCUUCUCAACUUUUCACCUACAACUGUGGCCCACCAACCAAACGAAAAAAGGCUGUUUGUUUUUCAAAUUUUAAUUUUAAACAUCGAUCUAAUAUAUAUAUAUAUAUAUAUAUAUAUAUAUUUAUUUAAAGGUAUAUAGUGUGUGACGUCACAAUAUUAAGUGUUAUACAAUACUUAUCAAAGUAUGAUUAGAUCCAAACAAAUAUAAAUGUAUUGAGUAUAUUUAAUCCGAUUUUAAGUAAUUUUGAAAUUCUUUAAAAUUCUACAUAUUAAGUAUUUUUAGUUAUUUUAUUGCUAAAAACCUCAUUUGAGUAACUUAUUUGACAACAGUUGAAUUUCCGUUCGUAUUCGUAUUAUAAUACGUACAAUAUCUGUGAGAGUUAAAAAAAUAUAUUAUGCACGUUUUUAAUGUGACUAUUAAACCGUUUGGAUCCAAACGAUCCAAUUAUUACUGAUAUCAAACCGAUAAGAAGAGUGUGACGUAGGCACUAAUCAUGCGCAUCGUUUAUAAUAUUUGCAGUCUGUAUAUUGAUUAAGUUUUUCGUUAACUCAAUAAACGUGAAAACCCUACGGUUAAAAAAAAAUACGAAUUUAACUCUUCGAAAUUAAGUUAGCUCGUUUAAGAAAAAGUAUUUCAUUUUUUUCUUUUUUAUAAAAAGUAGCCGCUAACCGACCACUAUAUAUAUUAGUGAAUCCACGAGGUAUUGGACACAAUGGGAUUGCGGCAAAAGACUUUUUUUUUCUUUUUUAUUUCUUUUUAACUGCAGGGAUACUUGUGCGCGCACUUCGCGUGUUCUCUAUUAUAUUGUAUAUAAUAAUAUUCUUUUCUUUUCCGUUCUAAAACAUACUAUACAUAAUACACUACAACGUUUACCUAAUACCUAUUACACCCGGAGCGUCAUAACUUUGUUUUUUAACAGCUUAAAAAGUUUCUCGCGAAACAUUUAUAAUAUUAUAGGUAGGCGUAAACGGACCACGAAAAACUAUUAUAUCGUUUUAUAAAAAAAAAAAAAAUCGUACAACUAUAUUAUUAUAUUUCUUCACAAUACGAAUAAUAUUAUAUUAUGUAACCUCCGAUGUAUACAUUAUUCUCGAAACGUGAUUGUUAUUGUCAAUUAGCACAUGUGGAGGUUUCAUGUAUUAUGUUAUUAUACAUAUACAGGGUGCAGUAUCUGAGGGCAGUGUUGUGUGUACUAUCAUCUAGAUGGGAACAAUUGUGUCUCGUCUCUUAUCUCAUCUAGACAAGCAAAACAGGAGUUAUCUGAGAGAAAAAUAAUCGAACCGUCAAUAUACGUUUUUCGUGAACCGAAAUUUAUAUUUUAUUAUGAUCAAAUUAAUUAACUAUCGAGUUACCUGCAACAUCAAUCAUACAACAUUUUAGCGUUUAUUUUUUUUCGAGUGCCAAAUCUGGUACACUCAUAAUUUUUUUAUCUAGACAAAAACUCCCCGAUUAUGUUAUAUAUUUUGUUUUAUAGAUUAUUGAAUUGUUAUGUAUCUAGAUAACUAUUUCAGCAAUUGUAUCGUAUAUUUAGUCAGAUAUUUUAAAAUGUAUACUUUAUUUAUGCACAACACGCAAAUUCCGCAGAAUUUUAAAGUUUCCCAUGCAAUUACAUGCCAUACGUAGAAACACCCUGUAUAAUAAAUAAGUAAGUACGUCGCGCAAUAUUUGUUUUGCCAAUGUAUCGUGUUUCGCACGUACUCGUCAUCACGUUAUUAUUUUAUCGUAAUAGCGAUUUUUAUUUGCUGUUCCGUAUGUUUAUAUUUAUACUGCACAUACCUAUAGAAGUUCUUUAUUUUACUCUUGUAGAAACUCGAAAAAAAAAACCGAAAUAUCGUUUAAAAACUUUCUCUUUUUAUUUUUUUACGAUUAAUAUAUAUAUAUACAAUUUUUUACACUGGUGCACAAUCGCGACAAAUUAUAUAUCUAUACUUUAGUUUCUCGAAAUCGGUUACAGUGGUACAGAUACAAACGUUGUUAUUACCUAUACAAUAAUAUGUAGUAUAAAUUAUUGUUUCGAGUGUCAAAUUUCGUAUAGCGAAAAUCGCCAAUCGCGAAACGUCAUACAUUUUUAGGUAAUAAUAAAUGACUAUGAUUUUCUUUAUUUUCGUGUAAAACAAUUGAUAAUAAAAAAAGAAAAAAACCAAAAUCGAAAUAAUGUAGUUUCGAAUAGAUAACGAAAAAAAAUACGUCCGAAUAAAAUAAAACACAGGGUUUUUUUUUCAUAGUAUAGUAACACUUAUCAGCUUAUAUACGUAUUAUCUGACAGUAAAGCAUGUUAAUUUUUUUCCCACGUUUUUCUUUAUGCGAAUUUCCAAAAACAUACGACGAAAAAUCGAAAAUACUCGAGUCUGAUUAUCGUCGACUUCGGGUUUUCAAACUGAGUGAAACCGUAUAGUGUUUAAAAAUCAAAUUCCAGAAUAUCGUAAAUACUUUGUGUUAGAGCGUUGUGGAUUGAUAAUCAGAGUCGUGCGUGACGAUGGGUUUUUCAGCUCCUUUGGCCGUCACACAGAAAAAUGCUCGCUCCUAUAUCCUACUUGGCCUACCACCAAGCAGUUUUCGUCAAAACGUUAUAUUUCUAUUGAAUGUAAAAGUUUUGAAUUUCGAGCGCACUUCCGAGACGCGUUCUCGGGCCUGAACCAGUCUCGUCGAGUCCUACAAUAAUGUUACUUACAUUAUUAUAUAGAUAGAAGGUAUUUAAUCGGUUUAUAAGCAGUGGUUUUUUCGUUUUUUUUUUCUUUAUGACACGUGUUUCGGGACCGUAAAAUUUCAUCAAACGUAACGAAUUUUUAAUAAUUUGAUUGAUUAAUCGCCCGGACGAACGAGACGGUGCGAAUUAGGCGGAAAAUCGUACACUCAUACAUACAGGCGCGCUGCCGUUCAGUUUGCGGGAAAAAAAAGCCGACACAUUGCUAACGACACGAUUGUCGUGAUAAUAACAUUAUUAUUAUGAAAGAACAAACAGUUUGAAAGAUGUCCGGGUAACGUAAUGCGCACAAAUAUUGCGAUCGGGACGUUCUAAUAACGAACGAGUUUUAUUGUGUGUACACGCGCGAUUUUGACGAGAGACGAGAUUAUUAUUGCAGUGUAUAAGGAAGACUCGGGUUUUCGUAUCAAAUAUUUCCGUUUAAAUUAGAUCGGCCGUAGUUUUCUGGUGUGAAAAACGUAUACUAUACGUUUAUCAUAAUAAUGGUACGCAUAAUAAUAUUAUACUCGACUAUAUAAGGCUGACACGCACGUGGUUUCCGAUGGGUUCUUCCCAGGUAAUCGUUUUUUUCUCUCUCUUUUUUUUUUCAACGAAACAUUAGUUAAAAAGAACUGGAACAUUCGAGUAUACGCGUGUAAAUACAAUCUCAAAGUAUGCAGUUCACUAAAUCAUGUUAUAGCGUAAUCUAAUCCGAUAUUCUCGUAUACCAAUUGAAUACUAAUAUCUAUAUUAUAAUAAUAAUGUAUUGUAUUGAUUUUUGCGGAUUUGCAUAGAUUUAAUAUUGUUCGUAAAAACCGUUUUACCAAUCCCACGGCGGUUGUUCGGCCAUUUACAUACAGAAAUUAUUAUUAGGGUUUUGGGAUAAAAUGUUAAAAAAUAAUAAGAUUUUAUCAUGUUGAUGUUAAUGAUUUUUUUUUUUAAGAAACACUAAAAAUCGAAGAAAAUAAAUAGAAAUAGGGAGGGAGGGAAUUUAAAAAUUAUAUUUAAAAAAAGCCUGCAGACAUAUACUUAUUGCACCAUUCGUAAGCCAUGGUUUUAGGCGGGGUGGUAUGGAUUAAGAUAUAAGAUAUAUAGAGUGAGUAAAGUAAUUUGGUUCAUAAUAUACUGAAAGUAACGAUAGCUAAUAUUUAGAUUUAAAAAAAAAAAUUUAAUGGAGUAAUAUUAGUGCGGUAGGAGUCGUGCUUUUUCUUUAGAGUUGCCAAAGUAGUCCAAGAAUUCGUAAAAAAAAAACUAAUGUAUCAUAAUUUGUUGUAGGUUUUUAUUUUUAGAAAAACUGUUGGAAAUCUAUAUUGUUCAAGAGUAAUGUAGUAACUUUUUUUUACAAACAUUUAAAGUUCAACUUCAUAUGGAAAUUUUGGCAUUUCAAAUGAUCGUUCAACUGACAUGUGGGAACGACGAACCGAUUCGGAGCUUGAGCAAAUGUUCGGUGAAGUGGAUAUAGUAGCAAUGAUAAAGAGGAAUGGUAUUAACUGGACAAAACAAAUUAUACGUAUAACACGAGAUCAGACAAUUCGAUAGAGGGGAAGGGGAAUGGAUUCCCAAUGAGAAGAUACCACUAGGACGGAUAAGACAAAGAUAGAUAGAUAAAGUUAGUGGAACCUGCAAAUUCUAGGAGGAAUAAACGACUAAGAAUUAACUAAUGACAGAGAAUCAUGGAGAGGCGACAUGGUUGCGUUGAAGGUCCUGAAUGACAUCUAUCAAGCCAGGAAGAUCUCUAUUUUUUUUUUAAUGUUUCUUAUGUUACUUUUACCCUUAAUUUUUCAUAAUUUCUCCCAAUUUACCAUAAAUCGAUAAUGUCUGUUAUUUUAAAUUUUGAGUAAAUUGAGGAAUGUAUGGGUUUUACAAUGAUGUUUAUUUCUUUGUUAUUUAUAAACAACUUUUCUACCAAAAAUUUUGCACCAAUUUUCUAGUGUAGUAUCUUUUCUGAAAGAAAAUUUGAUCAGGGUGGUACUUUAGAGGGGUAAUUUUUUUUUAAAAAAAAAAAUGCUUUACUAUUUUUAAUUUUGGUUAUAAUUCAGUUAAAAAUAAUCAUAGAUAUUUGAAAUUUGGACAGAAAACUUAUAUUCAUCUUUCCUAGACACGGUUAAAUUUUCAAAAUAUUUGGGCUAUUUUUGAAUAUUCAUGAACCCUUUAAUUUUAUGAGUUAUUCAUGUAAUUUUUUCGGGAGGUACUCUGUGGAUAAAUUGUUAGAUCAUACAGAAAUGCUUGAAAAUUUAACAGGAGUUUCAUUAUAAUUGACGCUUAGUAAUCAAAACAAAUCACUGUAGCAUACAAUUUUUAUUUAUAUGAAUUUUUUUUUUUUUAACUUUGAUGAAAAUCAUAAAUAUUACGGUUUUUCAAAACCGAACUCAGCUCAGAGUUGUUAUAGCAAUGAUUGCUCGUUGCGUACAGAUAUAAAUUCAAAUCCCCAUUAUAUCCUACCUUCUCGACUUCUCACCUAUAACAGUGACCACCCCAUCGUGCGAAGCAUGUCAGUCUUUUUUAGUACAAUUUUUAAAUUUUAAAUUUUUUUUCGAGAAAUUGACUCGAGCCUUUUUUCCCCUCGAACAAAGAUGUAAUAAUACUCAAACAGUUCGAUUAAUGUUUUCAUUGAUCCACCAACGAUAACAGUCGACGGGACACCUCGGGUACGUUUUGUUAAUAGUAUUAUAACGCACGAUGAGUGACUGUUCUCGUUGAUAAUAAUAACGAAACUAAAAGCCGCGGAAAACUCCGUGGUUGUUAUUAUUAUUAUUAUCGUUUUACACGCCCGGGCGUGAAUCGCGAAAUGUUUUGUGAAGUCCGUACGAGUUUUAUUUUUUAUUAAAUACAAAAACUAUGGGAAUGCGCGUUUUUUUUUUAUUAUUUUGCCAUCUUUUGCUCCGAAAUUUUAACCGGCCGAAAAAAAAAAAGAAAGAAACCACUAUAUAUUUGAAUGAUUAAUUGCGUAGAUAAUGCUCUUAAUGCGCUUUUUAGACGGGUUCGCGCACACACAAUACCGGCGGCGCGAGCUUACGCGCGCCCCUACAAACACGUGUAGUUAAUAUUAUAAUUUAUACGACGGCGAACGCAUUGUUUUGAUAAUACUAUUGCGGCCGCGAACGUUGGUAAAACAACGUAUUUUAAUAAUGUUGAUGACAAUAAUAAUAAUUGUGUUAAAACCGCGUAAUCGAAACGAUUAAUUAUUCAUUGUUUGACGAUGGUUUUAAAUGUGUCGUUGCAGCACGUCGAUGCGUUUGUCGAAGAAUCGUUGCACGAUUUCUACAAGUUCGACGAGAUACUCAGGCAAGACCGGUCCAUGUGCGCGCGGAAAAUGAUAUGCCAGAUCGCGGCCACGCCCAAAAGUCAACUCAACCAGGUGGAAAUCAAUCUGCUCAAAAUACUCAGGUGAGUUUUUCCUCCCGUCUAAAGGCCACACGUGUGUUAUAGACAACACACAUAUACUCUGUAACUAAAGUGACUUUUUAAAAUGUCUUGUCCGCAAUUUUUGUGAAAAUUAUACGGCGAUUACUGCGGCGAUGAGUGUCUCUCUCUCUCUUUAUUUUUCAAUUAGCGACGGGCGUCGACCGAUAUUGAAGCCAUCGGAAUAUCCGGACAUCCGGGUUUUUUUUUUUCAUCGGAAAAGAAUUCAUAUCAGCUCAUCACUAUCAUGUACCGGUAGUAAAGCGCUAAUGUCCCACAGUAAUAAAAAAUAAUGAAAACGUUAUGUAUAAUAUAUGUAGCGGGAAAUGAAAAAUUAAUCGUGACGUUCUUGAAAUGUUUAUUUCAACGUAGUGAUUCUAAUUUAUUACCAUAGUAGAACGUACGAUAAUUAAAUAUUCUGUACUCGAUUCCAAUACAUAUAUAUAUAUAUAUAUAUUUGUGUAUGCACGGUCGAUAAGAGGGGAUAGGGGGUUCAGACCCUUAGCCCCCCCCCCAUCACGCGUACGGCGCUGUAUGCAUUGCGUUGUCGUGGCCCGUACGUUACGCGCGUUCCGUUUGGAAAAAAAAAAAGAAAAAGAAAAAAUAGAAAAAAGAAAAAAAAAAGUCCACCUCCGCCGGCGAAUCAAACGGCGAAUGUAAUACAAUUCCGAACGCGCAUUACGUCCGCGAAAACGUCGUAUGCGAAAACGAUGUCGUUCGUGCCGUAUACGGCGGGAGGGGUGGCGGGGGGGGUGGGGGUGUGGUGGGUUUUACUUGCACGGGAUCAUAUUCGCAUUAUUCGCCGUUGUGUAACAGCAUUCGUUAUUAUUAUUGUUAUUAUUUUUCGCGUCAUAAUGAUGUGUGUUAUCUAAUGCUCGCACGGGUUUUCAUUGUACUCGACGAUUGACUUUCGUCUCGCAACAAUACUAAUACUAUCAAUACGAUUACGAACGUCGGAGUCCGUUCGGGAAAUUCGGCGGCCCGCGAGAGUAAGAAAUAAUUGAUAAACUCCUUAAAAAAAAAACAAUAACAACGACAAUAUAUUGCACGGGUAUAUUAUAAUACGUGUCCACCUAUAAUGCUUAUCUCGCGUGAACGGUAGUCAACUCGAUGUAAUCAAAUAAAAUAUACACGAUCGUUGUUAUUAUUACGCGAUUCGAUGUUUCAGAGAAGAACGAGGAAAUCUGUUACCAUUCAUUUCUAAGGAGCCGCCGUGUAAUUAUUAUUGUUGUUAUUAUUGGUUUUUUUUUUUUUCUAAUAUUUUUCUCUCGUAAAUCAUUUUUUUUCCCCUGAGGUUUUUUCCGGGCCGGCGGUAAGAACCGCAGUGAAAUUUUCGAUACAUAAACAACUAUAUACAUCCACGGAUGUUCGUGAAGUUGGCAACGUCCCUUCGUGCUGUACAGACUUCAAACCUACGUCUAUUUGCCAAGUCAUUUUUAAAAUUUGCAUGUCCUCCAAUUUUCGAGAAAAACGGGUUUUCUCUUGGCGGUGCCCGGUUAGGUUAGGACGCGGAAAUUAUACCGAUUUUUUAAGUCCUGGCAAUAGUUUAUAAAAGUUCACCUUUUAUGUGUUUUUUUUUAUAAGAAAAAAUUAGUUAACCUGGCAGAAAUAUCGAGUCCAGGUAAUUAAGUAAUGUAUUUUUCAUUCAUAUUUCAUAAAAAACCCCAACCUUAUUAGUCUUCAAAUUCUAUUUUUUUUUUUUUUGUUUUUUUUUUUUUGCUAUCCUCGGUAAAUAUUAUUGACAAAUUAUGUAUUUAUUGACAAUUUUGAUAAUACCAACCACUUAGUGAUCACUACAGGAUCAUUAAAGAACAUAGAAUCUGCUCUAUUUGACAUAACAUCGUCCAUCGUUCGAUUCUCACAAUACACCGUUAAAUAAAAAAAAAAAAACCUAUUGAACGGUUGAUAUAAUUAAUUUCAAAAGAAAAAAUAAAUUUUGUUGAUAACCUCUUUUUCAUAUAAUUGUAAAAAUGGCAUCAAUGGAAAAUUUCAAAUUUUAUUCGAUAAAAAGUCAAAUUCAAUUUGAAAACCAAAAGAUUGAAAAUAAAUUAAAAUAUAAAGCCUACCAGCCUACUACUACGAGUCGUAUCAUGCAAAUUUUCUUUGUCGUCGGAACAAUAGGCAAAACAAAGCGUUAGGGUUUUUCCGAAACGGAUCGGGUCGCAAAUAACGUUGGAAACCGUCGGGCUGGCGUCCGAGACACGGGGACCCGACAAGUUGAGUGUGCGGUUGGUCGAACUAGACAAACGGUAACCGCUGUAACCGCAUAUAAUUAUAAUUUAUCGAAAACGGGGCUCUGCCGCUCGUAUGGUAAAUUUCUUCGCUUCCCCGAUUAGGAUUAAAUUGCGAAAAGGUCAAUCGAGUAUACCGAAUGUAUAACAUUAUUACUAUUAUUCUCUUCAAAUAACUUUAAUUCGAUAGCGUUGAACUCCGUGCGUAUAACGUUUUUAAAUUAUGAUAAUAAUCUUCUGUGAAAAUAUUCUCAUGAACGGACGAUAUUCGAUAAUUCCCCCCUCCCUCUCAAAAUGUAUAGUUAGUGACUUUAAAAAAAGGACAAAAAGUUGGACUACAGUGUAUGCGGUUUUUAUUUUUUCAGUCUAUUAACAAUUGUCCUACCUGCAGGAAUCUCACUCCAACCAAGAGACAAAAAGAGAGCAAUUUUCAGUAGUAUUUCGAAUUCAGUUGGUGAAUUGAAGAGGUCAUUUAUUUAUUUCCUAAGUAGUUUUCUAAAUGAAUGAGAAGAAGAUCGGGCAAAAAAACCGUAGAGAAAAUGGGAAAUAUAACGGUAUCAUUAUUUUCGCCUUUGUUUUUGUAAUUUGAUUAAGAACAAUUGCAGAGACCUAAAAUUUUCAAAUGAUAUUUAUAUUAGAACUUUUUGAACGUGUUAAAAUUUUCCGAAUAUUUUGAUUUUGAGUUAUUUAUAAGCAUUUGAAAUUUUUUAUUUUAUUGUUUUUUUAGUUAUUAUUUGGCUUAUGCGGAAAAAAAUGUUUCAGCUAAACAUAAAGUUUAUUAUAAGUUGACCUUAAUGGUAAAAUUAAAAGUUUUUGAAGUUCAAAUUUUGACAAAAAUCCUAAAAAUGACUGCAUUUCAAAAUAUGUAUGACCGAACUUUCCUCAGAAAUGAGCUUCGUUAGCAUUGAGUUAUCGUUGCAUGUAUCACUCCUUCCUAACUUCCCAUCUAUCUACAGUGGAAUACCAGUCAGUAGUAUCAGCUUUUUUUUUUCGAUCAUUGGUGCAUUAAUCGCGCAUUAUUCUUCUUCUACAUCUUUACCUUAACUAUUUGAGAUCGGUCACACUCAUCCUGAACUUAACCAAAAUGACCCGAUCUCUCACAUCAACUUCGCAUACGCAUGUUCAUAAUAUUUUUAAUUAUAUCCAACCACCUUCUUCUCGGACAUCCUCUUCCCCUAUUUCCUCCUAUACGUUUACUUCCAUUGCUGCUUCCGAUUUCUGUUUCCUCGUGAUAACACGCCCAAACCAUAUCAAUUAAUUAAUUUGUCUGUCGCAUUAUUUUAUAGAAUUAUUUUUAUUUUGUCGUAUACGAGAAACUACAUUCGGAUUAAAAUGUAUAAUAAUAUUCGGUGGUAGAUAUCAUCGCUGCCACCGGUGUUGAAAGUUUAUGCAUAUUUCUGUGCAUCGCGAUGACAGCGCGGAAAUCCGGUGAAAAUUGUACGUAAUAAUAUAGCGUGAUGCACUUAAAAAUUUAUUGCAACGUUCACUCUAUGACCUUUGAAGUGUUGUUUAAAACAAAAUUAGAAAUAAAUCAAACGUGCGUCGAAAAAUGUAUUCACCCCAAUAGGGUAUAAUAAGACGUAUUAUAAUAUUUUGUUUCGUUUUAUAUCGCGUGUAGACCGAUGUCGGAAAAAAAACGAUUGUUGUUUAAUUAAAAUAAAACUAAACAUAAUUGCAAUAACGAAAGAUUAAAUAGCAUAAUCGUUUUGCUAAAUAACGCUCUCUAUUCAGAAAAAACUCAUCGUGCUAGAGACUUAAUUAAGAAAUUGAAUUUUUACCACAGAAAAAGAUGGACUUGCGUUGCGUAACGUUGCAGAUUUUAUUUUUACGAUAUUACACUUAUUACCAAACAAGUUAUUAUUGUUUAAAAAUCUGAUAAUUUAAAAUUAUACAAACAGCGAUAUCGAACAACUAAAACGAACGUUGCACAGAGAAAAUCCUCUAUGUUUUGUGGUAAAGAUUUUGUCUCUCAACUAAAUCCAUGGUCCAAGUGGUUUUUGCCCACGCGAGACGCAUUUUCAUAAGCGUUUUUUUUUUUAUGUCACGAUUGCGCAAUAAAUUAUCAUUAUGAUAUGACACGGUACUACGACUACGGUAAAUGUAUUUGAAUAUUAUUGAGUUGAUUAAAUUUCAUUUUCCCAAAAUUGUCGAUAAAUUGUUUAUUCACGACCCCUUAAAAACAGCACUUCCACUUAAAAAUUGAGCAUUAUUAAAAUUUAUAUUAUGAUUUGUAGGUAUACAGCGUUGUUGGAAUAUAAUAUCUAGUAUUGAAUUAUAAAAAUUUAAAAACAAUUGUUCUAUAGGCCCUAGCAGGUUACGGUGCUAUAUUUUUCGUUUUUACUAUAGACAAAUACUUUUAGUGAUAGUAGGAAAAAAAAUUAUGAUCAAGUGAUAUCCGGGAACUGUUUGGAUACUCAUUAGAAGAUAUAUGGUUGCUGAACAUGUCCAUAAAUCUAUAAGAUCAAAUUCGUAUAAUUUUCAUAUCCUAUGCUCAAAAUCGGUUUUAGAACGGUAAUUUGUUUGGUAGUUUCGAUUAAAAAAAAAUUAUAGCGAUAUUUUUUUUAAUUUCUAAAUUUUAUAACAAUUUGUUUUUUUUAAUGAAUCGCUAAUAUAAUAUUUUGUUUUCUCUGCAUGUCUCGCACGCGUAAUAUAGCGACAAAGCGACAUUACUCGCUGGUUCCGCAACUGCAACUCUCCAGUCGAGUGUAGAGCAAAGGGACCGACUAUAUACAUGUUAAAAAGAAAAUUAUUUACUAUGUUGCAUUUCUAUACAAGUUAUUAUAACGAUUAGAAAAUUAAAUUAAAUUAAAACACACGCAUUGUCUUAAAAAAACAAAAAAAAACAAAACAAAACAAAAACCGAAAAUUCGUUCGUAGAUAAGCCCGAUAGUAAAUACUGUUUUUUACAAAUCGCAGCGUUAUAACAGGCCUCGUCGUCCUAGAGAACUCGACCGGAGAGACGAAAUCGCGGAAGUGCGCGUAACGCCUUUGUCACUAUAUUACUGCAGAGGAGAAAACAAAUGUCAGCGACCGCGAGUUCCCUUCUUAAUCCGUUUUCUGGUCGUGACAGUCGCGCGCCAGUUAUACACACCUGUACUCAUAACAUAUCCACGAACGGGCGACAUUUUUUUUUUUUUUUUAUUAUUAUUUAAUUGGCACCGUUAUGGCGUACUAGUCGCACAGAACGGAAAUUCCGUGAGGCGCGCGCGCGUGUAUACCUACAUCGUUACGUCGACAUCCGGGACAUCAAUCCGGAAGCAAGCAAUUAUUUUGUACGCGUGAUAUUAAAAAUAUUGUUAUUUCCCGCGGAUUCGCAAUCGCGGUUUACGGAGAGAUUGACCCCCCCCGUUACAAACAAUAAUACGCGUUAUGCAAUAGUAUACAUUACAAUUGUUUACGCGGCAUUAUAUUUUAUAAAGUUCGAGUCACUCCGCCGCCGGAGCCGUAUUAGCCUCCGGGAAAAUAACCACUUUGGAUCAAUAUGGUGUGGUCACCUAUUACCUACCUACUUACCUACUAUUACCUACCCAUAAUUAUUUCAAUAGUUCUAUGGUAAAUUUUUAUAGCAUAGGUACCUAUAAUACCUAUUAUAUAAGCCGGUGGCAUGCACGGGACGAAGCAAACAAUAAUCACGAUUCGUGAAUAAAUCGCAUAGAAUCUUCUUCAGUCACAAAUAACAGUUAUAGAAUUUAAAAGCCGCAUCCGAAAAAAAACCAAAUUUUUUAUUCGAUAAAUAAUGCUUUAAGCCAAUAAGUACGACGGAAAUUUGACUAAAAUGUCAAGAUAAAAUUACUAUAUAAAUACUCAUAGUAGUUGUGUUUGAAUUCAAUGGGAGUGAUAUGCACCAACUCCUAAUAUCUCUUUUACGUUAUCACUAAUCAGAGUAGUUGACAUAUUAUUAUGAGAAAUUUUCUAGUUAUUAUAUACAGGUGUUUCGCGAAGAUGUAACACCAGAAAUCAAUUUUUUUCCGUUCAAUAUUUUCAGUUUUUCUUUUCUUGUAGUAACUAAAUUUUAUAUUUUUUUGAAAACUAAAAAUAAAAAUAUUAAAUUUUAAAUUUUAAAAAGAUAUAAUACAUACUUCGCAAGAAGUACUGAUGAACUGUACAUGAACUGUUAUAGGUGAGAAGUUGAGAAGGUAGGAUACAUAGGAGAAUUUAAUAUACGAGGUACGUCGAGAAAGUAAGUUCCGUUGGGCAAUAAAAACAUGUAAAUGUGUAAAUUUUAAUAUACAUUUUAUUUGAAUAUAAAAUAAAUGUAUUACUUUAUUUUUUAACAUAGUUACCACCAUUGUUUAAGCACUUAUCAUAUCGAAGUACUAAUUUUUAUAUCCCUUCAUCAUAGAAAGAUGACGCCUGUGAUUGUAACCAUGCGCUAAUAGCCUUUUUCACCUCAUCAUCUUCGUUGAAGUUCUGGCCACCCAUAAAUGAUUUCAUGUGUAAAAAAAGAUGAAAAUCAUUGGGUGCCAAAUCUGGAUUGUAGGGCGGAUGAUUAAAUUGUUCCCAUGCAAAAUCUGCAAGAAGUUGUUUCGUCACAUUUGCAGUGUGCGGGCCAAAGAUGGUCGCUCAGUUCGUCGUGAACAUUUGGACAGGCUUCAUUGAAAAGUCUCACCCAUCUCCUAACCAUUGAAUCACUCAUCGCAUUUUCUCCAUAAACUUCACAAAUUUGAUGAUGAAUAUCAACUGGUUUGAUAUUCUUUGCAUUUAAAAAACGAAUCACAGAUCGUAACUCACAUGUGGCGGAAUUUUCUAUUAGUUUAUCCAUUUUAAAACACUUNAAAUAAGUAAAUUAAAUAAUCGGAUAUGACCGUAAUUAAGAUAACAUCGCAAACGCGAUAAAAAUAGAAAACGGAACUUACUUUCUGGACGUACCUCGUAUAUCAGAGCGAAACGAUUGAUCUUUGCUAUCGAAACACGAUUUUGAGCGGAUUUCAGUUUUACUUCGGUUACAUUGACUGUUUUGAAAGACUGUAAUAUUUACUAUUUGAAAAUAACAUAUUUCGUGAAUUUUUUGCUUUCCUACGUUUUUUCCCAUUUUUUAUGAAAAACAAAAAUUACCUUCUUAAAGUAAGUACCACCCCAGUAAAAUUUGUUUUCAGAAAAAGUGCUACACAAUUCGAAGUAAAACUUCGGGUAGAAAAUGUUUUACAGAAAAGAAUAAAAAUAAACAUCAUUGCGAAACCAGUACAUUCCUUACUCCGCUCAGAAAAUAGUAUUUAUAAAAUCCAAGAUAGAUACAAACAUACGAAUUUUGAAACAAAAUGUUGGUGUUAAAAUAUUAUGGUUAAUGAUGGUUCGCUAAGUUUUUAGAAUUUGUUGAAGUUUACAAAAUUAUUUUUCAUGAAAAAAUGUAUGAAUCGAUUGAUAUUAUGGUAUUAUUAAGGACUAUGGAAACGAUUGAAAUAAUUAUCAUAAGCUUAAAUGUUUUAGAGAAUUGAUAAAUCAUCAUUAGUAAAUAUUAAUAACACUAACAUUUUUAAUUCAAAAUAUUUUAUACUUAGAAAAUGACUAUCUUGGAUUUUGUUAAAAUAUAUUUUUUUUUAAUUUGCAUUUAUAUUUUUAGUUGAAAAAAAAAAAAAAAAUUAAAAAUUAUCGAUCAGACAAAAGUUACUUCAAGUAUCAUAUGUUCGUGUCUGUGUAGUAAACUACUAAUGCAGACAAUUUCUCACAGUAAAUUAUAUUAUACAUACAAUUUUCCAUUGUACAGUAACUAUACUCGGUAGUUAGUCCAAAAAGACUAAUAUAAGAGAUUUUUAAGUAGGUUUUUUUUCUAUGUAGUUUGAAGUAGUUUUUUUUCCUGAGGGGGUGGCUUUUUUACGGCCAACACGUACGCGUACACUUUCAUCUCUCGCUUACUGUAGUUUUAUUGUCCGUGUCAGACGGAAAACACAUGCGGUUUUUCGACUAGCCCGUUUGUUAAGAGGACGACGCGCAUUUACCGUCUCUAUCUAAACAACCGGCAAUAUAGCAAAAUUACGUUUCUAAGAACAGUGGCGUUUACGUUUAAAUAAAAACAACAAAAUUUAAAGAGGAAGGUUUUUUUUUCGAAAAACUAACAUUGCUAUAUAUUUUUGUAUGAUCAUUUUUCGCUUUAGAAAAGACCUAUCCCUGAUGGCUUUCGAAUAUUCUCGCCACUUUAAUUUUCUGUGUUUAGACUCUAAUAAUAUAUUGUCAAUUUAAACGUCACAAUUUACGUGUAUUUUGUAUGAAAUGUAAUUUUUCUAUGUUGCCCGUUAGUUGGACUGAGACACUCAAAGUGCAUGUAUAGUCAUGUAUAUUUCACCCAUAAAGGCCGGUAUUACUUCUACAAAAACCACUUACGGCCGAACCCGAUGUAAACCCAAAUAAUAUGGUCCUUUCAAUUGAGGAAACGAGAAGCAUAGGAUACCGUAAAUUAUUUAAACGUAAUGUAAAAUGAUAAUAUAUAGAACUUGAAUACGUCCAACAUGCAAUAUAUCUGAGAGUCACUCCGGAUAGUUUCCUAACGUCGUAUCCAUCUCAUAAAACUUUAACAUCAAAAAUAACUACACGGAACGGGCUAUUACGUAAACGUAAACUUACAGAGAGCAAUUGGGGAAUGCAGCCACAUAUUCUGAGAACCUAUGCCCAUCAACAGGCGAAUACGAAUCACCAGCGGUUAACCCAAUGAAACAAAACAUGAAAAUUGAAUGAAGUAAUGUUUCUACAGAACCCCUCGGGUUGUUUUGAUAUAAAAUCUAACCUAAAAUGCAAAUUCAUGCUAAUUGCAUGCUAAAUAUUGGCACAAAAUAUAAAAUUUGGAAUGAAGGAGGGGAGCUAAUGAAGUGUGCGUUGUAUAGUCUUCCUUUAAUUCAUUUAAUUCUCUCUCUGUGUGUUUCUUAAAAAAAAAAAAUGUGUUUAAUAUUGUAAAUGUCAACGAUUUUCAGAAAAAGAGUUGGCUGAUUUUUCUUCUAUUUAUAUACUUUUACUAUUGCGCCUCGUGUUGAUAACAGUCGAUUUCGGUGCGGCCGGCGAACAACUGACGCAAUGCGGUAUUAUCAAGAUUCCCAUAGCGCCACUAGUCUGUUUUAUAUAAUAUAAUAUCAAUAAGCCCGUAUACCAAAGGCUGUGUAGGUCAAAUAGGUAGGCAGUAAAAAAAAAAAAUAAGAGAAAAAUUAUUUUUUUUUGUUUUAUACGUUUCUGUUUUGUUUUAUAAUUGACUUUAGGUUCUGCAAAACAGUCGCAGAGAAAAUAACUUGUAUAUCCAUAAUCGUAAAUUAUAAUAAUAUAUUCAUGCAAUUUGCGUCCAGCACUUUAUCGUUCGGUCUCACACGCAAACCGGGAAAAUCGUCGCGUUUCAAAAAAAAAAAAAAAAAAAAAAAAAAAAAAUACAAAAAACUUCCAAGUUAUCGCACGAGGUUGUAGGCGUUGUAGGCGUUGUUGUAGGCGAUACUACCUAUUUUUAGAAAUAAUUUUUUAUUCCAUUAUUCGAGUAAAAAUAUUAUAAACUCAAUGUAUGUAAAUUUUUCAAGAAAUACUUUUACAUAAUUGAAUGUUGUACAGUCUCAAACAUGAGAUGUCUGCUGUAAUUGCAGAAUAACAAUAUUUUUUACGAUAUUCGAAAGCCGUUUUGCCGUUUUAUUUUAUUUUAUUUUUUUUUCAAUUUCCGGCCGUAUAUUUAUAUAACACGUUUUUGUUAUUUCCCCACCUAAAAAUAUUACUAGGACGACGCUGGUAUACCAAUUCUUAUUUCCACAAGAGUGUGUAUACGAAAGUUGAAUUGCAAACGACAAUAAUGUUCGAAUAAACCCAAAAACGAGAUAUGUGUCGGGCGAGUUUUGGUUUUUUGAAAUCGAAACGAGUCGAGUAACCGGGUAUACGGGUAUCGAAAAACACCGACUCUACUCGAAAAAACUCGAAAAACUCUAAAAACAAUAUUUUAUCCGUUAAAUUUGUUUUCUGAAAAACGACAAGUUAGGUUAACACAUUCCAAUGUUACGCGAGCACGUACUUUCGAUCGGGUAUUAUCUAAUAAUAUUAUUUUUUUCAAAAUCGUUUUUCUACGACUCUCGUAAAAAUCACUGGACAAGAAUCUCGUAUAGCUUACUCGUGCUAUUAUCUGUUAAAUUUAUAUUAUUCGUAUAAUAAAAUACGAGUAUAGUCCCGAAGACUCGUCAAACGGUUUUAGCGACAUAAUAUAAUAAUCGACGGGUAUAAUACAGCGGUACUUCUCAAAAAUGUUUUGUCAUAGGCCUCCUAAAUUUAAUGUAAAACUGUCAAGGCCCUUCCUAAAUCAAAAUCGUUAAUUAUUUCUUCUCAACUGUAUACUAAAAUUACAUGCAUUAUUAAUCACACUAAAUUAAUUAUUAAAAUGCAUAGUAAAUAAAUGUUUUUUAAUAUAAUUUCGAAACAAUAUUAUAAUAGUAUUAAAUUUUAAACAUGUAUAAACAAAAAUAAAUUAGUAAUAGCUGCAAAACAAUAUUUAAAUAUUAAAUUUAUUAUUGUUAAAUAACAGUUAUCUAACAUUAGAUUUUAUCGACAAUCAUAUUAAAUAUAUUAUUUAAUAACUAAAUAACCGAAAAUAUUUUAAAUUGAAUAAAUAUUUCACUGCCCACCAGUCAUAUAGCCAUGGUCCCUAGUUUGAGAAGCACUGCAAUGCAGGUUCGAUGAGGUCUUGAUCGAGAUCACCGAAAAUCCAAAAUGAUUUAACAAAAUAUUACAAAUACGACCGGUCAGCGCCAUCGCGUGACUGUGAAAGUGUUUUUUAUGUAAUUAUUAUAUUAUAGGUAUACCUGCCUAUACUUUCUAUUUUUUUUUUUUUUUUAUUAUUUAUUUAUAGCUAUUGAUUUAUGAUAUUUACCGUUCCGCGUAUAAAUUAAUAUAUUCGGUGUUUGCUUUAAAAUCGUGAUGCGGUGAUAUACUAUGAAAAUAAUGGUCUUCGGGGCAUUAUUACCAUAAUAUAUUGUAAUAAAAUAUUACGUCUCUGCUGUUGUAGUUGUAGGUACACGUUUCGACGACGAUGGUCGUUCGCGAGACGAGUGAAAAUAACAUUUCGCAUUUAUUAAUAUAAUACGUCUUAUCGAAUAAUUCUAACCGAUGUUCGUAAAUAAUGCGGUAUUCAAAAUUAAAAUACAUUAUUACGCUCAUAAAUGCACAAAACUGACGCGUACAAUAUUAUUGUUCGGAAACUGUUUUCAAUGCAAUUGUCACGGUGCAGUUUUUACUAGUAUAGCUCGAAGUGCACGUAAGCAAUGGCGUUCCGAGAGUGUCGCGUUGUGUAUCGUGUCUGUCGUAUUUAUCAUUUUCCCGGUACUUUUGAAUGGGUACUUUUAGCGGCUUCCUCUGGACCAAACGAACUCGAACUCGGGAAUCGGAGUUGUUUUAUUUAGCCUAUAGGUAAAUUUAGUAACGCCGAAUUAGAGGUUCAGGUCUGGUCGAUAACAGACAACAUUUUCUGGGAAGUAGUGGUGAUUAUAGUGGUUUACGGAAUUGUGAACGGAUACAAUGUUUGAUAAAUAUUAUAAACAAAUGUUUAAGGGGAGUGGGGUACGGAGAACAAAGUGACUCCACAGUCAUAUCUUGCGUGUGCAUAAAUAGGUAAAAGUGAUGGUUAGGACAACUAUGAUGACUAUUGACCAGACCAUUCAAAAUCUGAUUCUGCGCCACUGGCUAUAUUAAUAAUGUAUGUGUGAAAAGUAUAGUUUUUUUUUUCUGAGGUAGGUGAAGUGUUGAAGUUCAUAACACCUAGGGCAACCGUUCCAAUUUUCAAAAACCUGGGGCCUAUCACGAUCUAUGGGCUUUUGCGAAAACGGCGCGUCUCCGUUGACAGUCUAAAGGUGUAUUCGAAUUAACAGUUCUGCUAUAAACGCGAUUCGAUAGUAACAAUAAUUAUUACCUGAAAUCCAACACUAACUUACAGUGCGUGCGUGUAAUUUGAGUAGACAGCAACCGUCUCGGCACGGCGUCGCACGCAAGUACACUUAAAAAAUAAUACUCGUAUGUGUUAAACUCGCUGAUCGUUUAUCGCCCCUGCCACCCCCCCCCCCUCACAACCUACACCCAACUCCUUUUAUAGAGAUUUUACAACAGAUUUUUUUUAAAUAUAGGGUGGUGAGGUCGUAAAACCUGCGGCUUAAAAAUAACUAUACGUCAUAUAUAAUAAGCGUCGCUUCGCAAUGGACGCGUCACCGUGCGGAUAUAAUUUAUACAAAUUAAAUACAAAAUCAACACUUUUUCAACGCUAACUAACAUACAUUAAGUCGAUAAGGAUACAUUUAUUAAUAACAAUUAUUUAUUGGAGUUUUGUAAUUUUACCGUCCCACUCGGAAGUAUUUUUAUUUUUAGUACAUAUUUCAUUAUAUAAUUUUCCUGGCUUUAUUAAGCACUUCGAUACUACACAACUUGUUCGGCUUUCAGAAAUAAAAUACCUUUUAUAAAAACAAUUUAGAUUGCAAUAUUUUGAAGAGAACCACAUAAUGCGUUUAUAUUAUGCGUUUUUCAAAAAUAGAUACAAACGGAGAAUUCAUAAUAAAUAAAUAAAAUUAAUUUUACUAUUACACAGACGUUUUAUCUCCUAAAAAAUUCUGUGGAGUAGGCGGACACUUUUUUUGUGUUUUGUGUAAACGUCUUGUUAACGUAUUCGAGUUGAUCGAUUCUUUUAAUUGUCGUUAACAUUACCUAUACGCGCCUCUUUUAAUACCGCGGACGUGCGACGGUUUCCUCCGCAAAAAUAAUGAACAUUAUUAGGAUAUACAUGUCGAAAUUUUGAAUUGUGGGUGCUGAUAAAGUUGAACCCUCGACCAGACGAGUAGCGCUCUCGUUCGACGAUGGCGGUGCGUUAUCCGAAAUGAACACAGUAUACCGUAUACGAAAAGGGUUUCCGCGGUUUUUCAAACAAAAUAAUUUAUCGAAACAACGCGUCAGAAAACUUUAUGGUCUUUUGGCGAAAAUACUCGCCAGACUCCCCCGCAGACUCACAUGACUCACAUUUGCAAUUACAGUAAAGUGCGAUUGUUAUUAUUUUACACCAUUGCGACACUCGGCGUUUGUGCCUACCGACCCUUACAAAUUAUAAUCGUGUACUAUACGUCUCUUUUGACGGCGCUUCAUAUAAUAUUUUUUGCUUAUAUUUUAAAACUAACGUGCGCCGCCGUUAAUAAUAUUUGUUUUUGUUUUUUUUUCCAGCCCCAGCGAACAUUUCGGCGAUAACGCGGCCAAGGAGAUUUUCCGGAAAGCCAUGGACCUCGGACGGACUAAAAAGGACGUGAAGGCGUGUCAUACGGAAUAUAAAAAGUGCAGAUUCAACACGAGACAAAUGUUCAAACUGUUCACGUCGUUCGUGUAAAACAGCGACGUUGUACUCCAUCAAUUUCAAACGAGCCUGUAAAUUAUAUGUGCCAAAAAUACGUGUAUACCUGUAGCUAUAUUAUUUUGUUACUAUCUAUGUAUAAUUAUUUGUUUAUCAUAAUAUUAGUCUUGUGUUUAUUUAGUUCAUCAGAUGGCGCGGUUUACCAUAGGUAUAUAUAUAUAUAUAUAUUAUAUUAUUAUAUAAAAGUAUUAUACGUGCAUAAAUAAUAUUACGUACCCACAAUAUUGUUCAACUAUUAAUUGAUAUAAUAAUAUUACUAUUUUAUCGUUAUCUUAAAAUGAUUACCUAGGAUAAAAUUAACGUACUGUCGAUUAUAUUUUGUAUCAUUGUAAAUAUUAUUAUUACAUUUAAUAUUGUCCGUGUUUUAUAUUGUGAUAAUAGUUUCCGUUUCGAUUUUUUCCCACGACCGUUAAAAUCCAUAGUUUCCCGCCGUACAUCGUUGAGGGUAACAGUACUUUUAUCCCGCAGGAGUUUCAAAACACACGCGAUCCUCAGAUAAUUGUUCAAUAAGCUUGUGUUUUACCGAAAUCGACAACAUUUUAUUUUUAAAUUACAAUAAUUAAUACUUCUUAUAUGAAGUUCAAUACAAACAAUUUUUUUUUGGACUGAGCAUAACGAGAAAUAUAUACAUUGGUUUUACUUGGCUUCGUUUUUACGCCUGUAAUCAACUUUUACGAGAAAUCUCGCUACGAUUUUCUUGUACAGUAUUUUUCCCGAGGUAAAUGUUGUCUAUUUGGCGGUAAUCGUUCUUCUUCAUGUAGUUUUCUUGAUAGUUGGGAAAACCUGUCAAAAAUAUAGGAAAAUGGGAAUGUCAAUGACAUCA